Messenger RNA from Neopelma chrysocephalum (saffron-crested tyrant-manakin), 1615 nucleotides. RefSeq names its product basigin (Ok blood group) (gene BSG). Gene Ontology annotation, cellular component: plasma membrane; axon. The coding region runs from base 10 to 813 and encodes 267 amino acids. Gene Ontology annotation, biological process: homophilic cell-cell adhesion; dendrite self-avoidance; axon guidance. Gene Ontology annotation, molecular function: cell-cell adhesion mediator activity. The transcript has 8 exons. The record is from RefSeq and is a predicted model, not a curated record. Lineage: Eukaryota; Metazoa; Chordata; Aves; Passeriformes; Pipridae.
CGAGCGGAGAUGGCGGCGGGAUCGCGCGCGCUCUUGGCGCUGCUCGUCGUGGGCGCGAUGGCCGCGGGCGCCGCGGGGACAAGUCCGGACAUCAAGGCUCACGUUGCUGUGGAUUCUGGCAAGCUGGUCCUCACCUGUAACAUGUCUGGGCCAUACUCCACCAUCAAGGGCCACGAGUGGAUGCAUGGGGACAAGGUCCUGCAAAAGGAUGAGACCGACAGUGCUUUCACCAGCUACACGAUUGAGGGGAAGAUGGAGGAGCACUCUGGCAUGUAUGAGUGUGUCUACAAAACCAACCCGGAGAUAAGAGGACAAGUGAAUAUUUCAGUUGCCCCCCAGGUGACAGCAUACAAGAAGUCUGAGCAUGGCAACGAGGGGGACACAGGUGUGCUGACCUGCAAGAAUCCCUCUUUCCCCCCUGUCACCACUUGGUCCUGGUACAAGAAUGGUCAAGGGGACCUGAAGAACGCCUCUGGGCGAUACAUCAUCAAGUCCAGCGGCAACAAGACAGAGCUGCGCAUCCUCAAACUGAACAUCGAGGAGGACACGGGUGACUAUCGCUGCAAUGCCACCAACUCCUACGGCUCCGGGGACGCCACCGUGAACCUGCGCGUCCGCAGCCGCCUGGCAGCGCUCUGGCCUUUCCUGGGCAUCGUGGCAGAAGUCCUCGUUCUCGUCACCAUCAUCUUCAUCUAUGAGAAGAGGAGGAAGCCAGACGAGGUUCUUGAUGAUGAUGAUGGAGGCUCUGCACCACUGAAGAGCAAUGCCACAAACCACAAGGACAAGAACGUCCGCCAGAGAAAUGCAAACUAGGAGUGGGGCCAGGUGAUGUGUAGAUGAAGAACUCGUCUGGACAAUUUUGGUUUCUUCUAUUUUUUUUUGGUAAAAUAGCACCAUGGAAUAUUCUAGUGCGUCCUUGAGAUUCAGUUACUUCACUUUCUAAAGAAACUUUAAGUUGUAGAAUCUAAAAUACACUUCUUUUUUUUAAAGAGUCAUGGGAGGGUUUUUCUACCUGUAAAUGUAAAUCCCCUGUUCCUGAUAGUCUAGGUCCCUGGCUGUCUCUGUCCUGGGUUUCUUUGUGUUGGUGCACAGUGGGGGGGGUGGGAGCUGCCUGUGUCCCACCUGCAUGUGGGGGUGAGGGAGGAGCUGCUUUGGUGCCUGUCAGGAGAUGACACGAUCUGACCAGAGGAUUCAGGAGGGGAGUUCUGUGUUUUUCCCAGUGCAUCACCUGGAGCAAGGCUGCACCUUUCCCUGGCAAAGGGCACGUUCCUGGCCAGACAGAUUCCCAGUUAGCCCCUCCUGAGCUUUUGGUUCCUCUGAAACAGGCAGCCAGGAGCAGUUAGAGCUGGACACUGGAUAAGUGAUUGCUGUAACUUAUUCCAUGGGUGGUUCAUGUCUCUGCCAUGGGGAUGGGGCAGGGUGAGCUGGGGCUGGGGGUGGUUUAAGUUUUAACAGUGUGUGCUUGUGCUUGAGCCAUCGCAGUGUGUGUGUGACAUGGGGGCUUAUGAGCAGAUGAGUGCUCAGGGGAGUCUAACACCUUUACUGCUGGGUAGCAUUGAACUGUUCCAUCUGUUAACACUUCACAAAUAAAGAUGAUUCCUCUCUCUUUUUUCCA